Molecule: messenger RNA, 1211 nt
Organism: Theobroma cacao (cacao)
Lineage: Eukaryota; Viridiplantae; Streptophyta; Magnoliopsida; Malvales; Malvaceae
Product: ras-related protein RABB1c
Molecular function (GO): GTPase activity; GTP binding
Source: RefSeq, a predicted model, not a curated record
CCAUGGCCGUCCCUAUGUUAGGCCAAGGAAAUGACAAUCAUAUUUAUAAAUAAAUCAUAGCAUUACUUGUAAUUUAAAUAAUUACUAUUAUCAAAUACGCAAAAGGUGAGUAUGUUCGGAGUGGAUCGGGCUGUCGCCCCUGCAUAAACUUGCUUUGCUGGAUCAAAACUGAAUUCAAAUCACCCAACAACACCACCUUCUUCUUCUUCUUCUUCAUCAAUUUUAGAUUGUUUGCCGAAUUCCUCAACCGAAUAUGUCUUACGCUUACCUCUUCAAGUACAUCAUCAUCGGGGAUACCGGAGUGGGCAAAUCAUGCCUUCUUCUUCAGUUCACCGACAAGCGGUUUCAGCCGGUGCAUGAUCUUACCAUCGGUGUUGAAUUUGGGGCCAGGAUGAUCACCAUCGACAACAAACCCAUUAAGCUCCAAAUCUGGGACACCGCAGGUCAAGAAUCCUUCAGAUCCAUUACCAGGUCCUACUAUAGAGGGGCUGCCGGUGCCCUGCUUGUCUAUGAUAUUACCCGGAGGGAAACUUUUAAUCACUUGGCUAGCUGGUUGGAGGAUGCCAGGCAGCAUGCUAAUGCUAACAUGACCAUUAUGCUCAUUGGUAAUAAGUGUGACCUUGCUCAUAGAAGGGCUGUGACCACUGAGGAAGGCGAGCAGUUUGCCAAGGACCAUGGUUUGAUCUUCAUGGAGGCCUCUGCUAAAACUGCUCAGAAUGUUGAGGAGGCAUUUAUAAAGACUGCUGCCACCAUAUACAAAAAGAUUCAGGAUGGAGUUUUUGAUGUCUCAAAUGAGUCUUAUGGCAUAAAAGUUGGAUAUGGUGGAAUUCCGGGGCCAUCAGGAGGCCGCGAUGGUUCUUCCUCUCAAGGUGGGGGCUGCUGCAAUUGAAAUUCGAGUUCUUCUUCUCAAGCUUUCUUUAUUUCAUAGUUCCUUGUUAAUUUUUUAUAAUCCCUCUACCCUGAAUAUUGUGACUGGUUUCUUAUAUGUGUCCAUUCAAAGUGUGAAAUUUGUAUAAUCCAUUUAGAUGUGUGCCCCAUUUGGUUGUAAAUUCGAUAGUUGUUGUAGUUUCAUUUGUGGAUAACUAUGGUGAAAAGAAAUUGUGAAAAUAUGGGGACUUGAUUCGAAUUUUUUGUUGUAUUCAUAUUUUGAUAUGACUUGCAUUGUAUUUGUCAAGGCUGUUUCAAAUAAAAAGUGGAUUUUUAUGUGCUUA